GGCCUGGCCGCGGACACGAUGCUGCCCAGCUCCAUUCAGAUAUCGGGAGAACCUCUGUCGGGCGCCGAGGUGCGGGACAUCUGCCGCGGCCUGCGCGACAACGCCGUGCGCCUGCUCUCACUGCGUGGCUGCCGCCUCUGUGACCGCGACUUUGGCCGCAUCUGCCGGGCGCUGGCCGGAGCCACGUCCCUGGCGCAGCUCAACCUUAAUCUGGGUGUCGUGUCCAGCCCCAGCCGCAUCAAGCAGCUGGCAGAAGCGCUGAGGACCAACCGCUCCAUCCAGUCCCUCUUCCUGCACGGAAGCCCCCUCACCGACGCGGGGCUGGCAUUGCUGAACCCGGCCCUGGCCCUGCACCCGGCUUUAGUGGCUCUGGACCUAGGGGACUGCAUGUUGGGUGAUGAAGCCAUCAACCUCAUCUGUGGCCUGCUGCCCCCAGAUGGAGCCAAGUCGGGCCUCAAGGAGCUGACGCUGAGUGCCAACCCUGGCAUCACCCCUAAGGGCUGGAGCCGCCUCGCCAUUGCCGUGGCCCACAGCUCCCAGGUCCGCGUCCUCAAUCUGGACUACAACCCCCUGGGUGACCAUGUGGCAGGGAUGCUAGCUGUGGCCGUGGCUUCUAGCCGCACCCUGGAGGUGCUAGACUUGGAGGGCACAGGGCUUACCAAUCAAUCAGCUCAGACCUUGCUGGACAUGGUAGAAAAUUACCCGACGGCUUUGCGGAGCCUGGUGUUGGCAGAGAACAGCAUCAGUCCCGAGCUCCAGCAGCAGAUCUGUGAUCUCCUCUCCGAGGGCGAGGAAGAGGAGGAGGUGGCAGGAGGGACUGGCGACACCCAGGAAUGGGAGAAAGGACGGGAGCCUGCUGCUGCCCGCCAUCAGGGCAGCAGCUCCUGGAGGUGCCCCAGCGAUCCCAGCUCUCAGAUGGUGCUCAUGACGUCAGGACUAGGGGACAGUCUGUUGGCGGAGACUGAGAUGUGACAUUCCACUUCAGCUUCUACGCACUGUUAACAUUUGUCUGUGUGUCCCCAACACCUCACCCUGGAUCACAGGGCCAGGCCCUUGGGGAAGGGGCGCCCAGGGCUCUGGCAGCUCUUGGCAGUGUGUGUGUGUGUGUUUAUGGGGGGGAGGGCGGCUCUGGAAGCUGUGACUGCACGACAGCCCUGGAGGAGGGAGCACACUAGAACCCAGGGCAAUGCCUCUGGACUUGUCAGCAGCUCUGGCUGC
Ochotona curzoniae (black-lipped pika) is the source of this 1218-nucleotide messenger RNA. RefSeq names its product leucine rich repeat containing 73 (gene LRRC73). The transcript has 6 exons. Lineage: Eukaryota; Metazoa; Chordata; Mammalia; Lagomorpha; Ochotonidae. Bases 19 to 972 code for a protein of 317 amino acids. The record is from RefSeq and is a predicted model, not a curated record.